AUGUCUAGCUUUCAGAGGUCACAAAAUGAUCUAGAAGAUUUCAAUGAUCAAGGAUCUUCUUUCCAGGAAAACUCAUUCACCUCCAACUAUGGCCAAUUACCUUUCAUGAAUCCCAUGUAUGCGACCUCCCAGGAAGACUUCGGUAGCCCUGAAUCAGAUACCCUGCAGUAUGGGCCCUCCCACAGCUACGCAGGUUCUGCAACUUUUGAAGAUGCCCAGUCUCCUGGCUUUGAUACCCCUGUCAGCUCUGGUCCGGAGGUAGUCUCGUUUGCACCCCAGAGAGGUUCUGAAGGUACUCAGAUCACGGUUCGUGUGAUUUUGCCGUUUGACUUGCACUCGACCGCUCGUGUAUUCAUCUCUUUUGGAUCACGCCAAUGCGAGUGCAGUUUCAGGUUGGUUGACAACCAGAACUCACAACUCGGCUAUUUCUUCUCUACCCAUGCACCAAACUUCGCUUUCACGAGGUCUCCGUCAUUCGACGUUCCAUUGCAGCUUGUCAUCAACAAUCCUUCAGCGGGUGCUCCUCUUGUGCUUCAAAUUGGAACCUUUUCCUACGAGCAGUACUUGCAGGCUCCUGUCGAUGAUUCAAGAAAGAGAAGCUUUUCGGCUUUCCCUGAAAGUGCAUCCUAUCGACCAGCGAAGCGCCACUCGUCUCAUGAACUAGAGGCCAAACCAGUCGAUCACCCAACGCAUACACGCUCAGCCUCUUAUACCUCCUUUGCGCAAACACCUGUUAACACGAGUGCCUUUCCUGCUCCGUUUGAUAUGGAAAACUCUCCGCGUCUGUCGAUGGGUGGCUUCUCUACUGCGUCGCCCAGUUUGCAGCCUCCAGUUCCGGCAUCUUCUCCAAUGAUCCCAACUUGGAGUCCUUCAGUGUCUGUUACUGAUCUGUCUGUCGUCAAUACUCCAUCGACUGUCAAUAUGCCAAUUCCUCAAUCACAGAAUCCGACCUUGAUCCGUACCUCGACCUUGCACCACGGACACAACCUUGGUGCGUCGCAGCCAUUUAACCCAUACGCGAUGUACCCCACCAAGGCGGUUCUUGAGUUGAACGGAGAACUUGACUCAAUGGCGCUGAACUGGACUCCUCAGGAGAAAGCAGCCAAACGUCGUCUGGUCCAGUUCACACGUUCCCAGAACGGAAGUACUAUUCAUGCUGACUUCAAGCCGAUCACUCCAGAAGAGCGCACUCCAAACAGUAUAUGUAUCAGCUGCAUCCUUUGGGAUGGUAAGGACGAGUGCUUCGUUACUAGUGUGGAUACUAUCUAUCUUCUCGAGUCUUUGGUUGCUGUACGCUUCACUGUCGAGGAGAAGAACCGUAUUCGUCGCAAUUUGGAGGGUUUCCGUCCUCUAACGGUUUCCAAGACCAAGGCCGACAGUGAAGACUUCUUCAAAGUCAUCAUGGGAUUCCCUGCACCUAAACCCCGCAACAUCGAGAAGGAUGUCAAAGUUUUCCCCUGGAAGAUCCUCUGCCAUGCACUCAAGAAGAUCAUUGGUAAAUAUUCUGCAAGCUAUUCAUCUACUGCCGGAGCACUCCCCGGUUCAUUGAGUGCUAGUCAUUCUAUGAGCUCGGAUCUUGGGACUGAGUCUCUUCGCGCUUCGUCUCCGCAGUCGAUUGCGGAAUCCACAGCUUCUAACGCAUAUCCAGUCAACUUUAGCUCAGCCACGUUCGCGCCAUCUCUUAUGCCAGUAACCUCUGGUCUUGACUCUGAAUUCGCUGUCACUCUCUCAGGACCGACACCUGGUUACCCUGCUACCAUGGGCGCGCCUUAUCAGUUCGAGCCAAAUUUUCAACCCGACCAGGCACUCAUGAAUCAGCCAUCAUGGGAUUUCACUACUUCAUCUCAGGGUGAGGAUUUCAAUUACAUGAAUAUUCCUUAUACCAUGGGUUGA
Molecule: messenger RNA, 1893 nt
Organism: Talaromyces stipitatus ATCC 10500
Lineage: Eukaryota; Fungi; Ascomycota; Eurotiomycetes; Eurotiales; Trichocomaceae
Product: transcriptional regulator Medusa
Exons: 3
Coding region: 1-1893 (630 amino acids)
Cellular component (GO): nucleus
Source: RefSeq, a predicted model, not a curated record